This is a messenger RNA of Acaulospora morrowiae, 1685 nucleotides long. Lineage: Eukaryota; Fungi; Glomeromycota; Glomeromycetes; Diversisporales; Acaulosporaceae. The record is from the annotation of a GenBank genome assembly.
UCGUACUCUUAAUGGAUUCACCAGAGAGAUCUCUUCAAAGAAAUGGUGAUGAUUCACCAAAAAUUUAUGCUACAUCGUCAUACCAUCAGUCGGUCGAAUCCCUAGGUCCAACUGCUUCUGAAAGCACAGUAACUGACCAAACUCCGAGACUUUCGCGCGUUGACUUCAGGUCGACCGAAGAAGACUCAGAAAUCAGCGAGGAGGUUCCUCUACUGGGACAAAGAUAUGCCUCACCAGAACGAGUGGAUGCACUGGAGAGGCAAUACGCAGCAAUCCAAUCAAAAACGAAUCCUCGCCAAGAGUAUGUAGUAAAUGUGAGCAAUAAUAAAGAUCACACCGAUCUUAACUUUGAGACCAAUUCAUAUGAUGAAACCGACUCGGAGAACGGUGCAACAGCAAUGACGUCAUCACGUCGUAAAUCCAGAGUAAACACAGACGUUUGUUUUCCUAUGAUAGAAGCCGCAUCAAAAAAAGGAAUAGAUUAUGAAGCACUUGAGGAUCACAUUAGAACAGAAAAUGAAAAACGUAAGAGAGAACAGAGAAGGAGACAGAGAAGGUUGAGCGAACCUGCCUCAGCAUUCACAAGGAAAUCAUCGGGAACAAGUUAUAAUGCUUACGAGGGAUUGGACAAAAAGCACCCAUCUGAAUCCACAUAUCGGUACACAUUUUAUUCGACGGCAUAUAGCACUGUGCAUGCUCGGUCAUUAUCUGAAGUUCCACCAGCAGGAUUAACCCUUUCGGACAUGAUGAAAGCCGGAUGUUGGUGGAUUGAUGUCCUAUCACCGACUGAUACAGAGAUGCGAGAUUUCGGUAGGAUUUUUGGAAUUCACCCUCUUACUGUUGAGGACAUUGAAAUAGAGGAAACUAGAGAAAAGUGCGAGCUAUUCAAAGAAUAUUAUUUUAUUUGUUUCCGAUCAUUCGAUCAGGAUCAUUAUUCUCCUACAUACUUGCAACCCGUGAGUCUUUACAUGGUAGUCAUGAAAGAGGGUAUCAUUUCGUUCCAUUUUCGACCAACGCCACAUCCUUCGAAUGUGAGACGACGCAUAAAACAAUUAAAAGAUUAUAUUACGGUUACACCCGAUUGGAUUAAUUAUGCAAUUAUCGACGAUAUUACUGAUUCAUUUGCCCCACUUAUCCGUACUAUCGAGUUUGAAGUCGAUUCGAUUGAUGAAUUAGUUUUAAUUUUAAAAGAAUCUGAACAAACCGACAUGUUACGUCGGAUUGGUCAUUGUAGAAAAAAAGUUUUAGGUUUGUUAAGGCUUUUGGGAAAUAAGGCCGAUGUAAUGAAAGGGUUAAUUAAAAGAUGUAGUGAUCUCAAGUGGGAUGUUGUCAUCAGCAACGAAAUAGUGUUAUACAUGGGUGACAUACAGGAUCACAUUAUUACUAUGGUCCAAAAUUUGAAUCACUAUGAAAUGAUACUCUCUCGUUCCCACUCAAAUUAUUUAGCUCAAAUUUCCAUUGAAAUGACACAGGCUAACAACCAGAUCAAUGAUAUUUUGUCCCGUCUUACUGCGCUAGGCACAAUAUUAAUUCCGAUGAACCUUGUCACAGGUUUAUGGGGAAUGAAUGUACAAGUCCCUGGACAGGAAGCGGGAGGGUUGACUUGGUUCAUCUCUAUACUGGCAGGGUUGUUGAUAUUCGCCAUUAUAGGAGUAGUGAUGGCGCAUAGAACGGGGAUAGUAUAA